AUCAUACAAUUCAAUUCAAUUCAGUAGUUACUGAGCAAGAUCAUCAUAUGGCAGAUGCUGUUGUUUCGUUUGUGAUUGAAAGGCUUGGAGACUUGGUGAUUUCUGAAGCUCAAUUCUUGGGUGGAGUUGAAGCCCAAGUUGGGAAUGCACAGAUCAAGCUGCAAUGUAUGAGUGCUUUCUUAAAAGAUGCAGAUGCUUGGGUUAGAAAUGGUACUGAUGAGCGAGUACGACUUUUGGUUGUCCAAGUCAGAGAAAAUGCUUAUGCCUUGGAGGAUGUUAUUGAGACUUAUGUCUUCAAAGUGGCUUCUUCUAAUCACGGAACUAUCAGACGUGCAUUGAAAUGGUGUAUUCGCAUUAUUGAUAUGUAUAAAGUUGGAUCAAAGAUAAAGGAGAUCUCAUCCAACGUUGAUACUUGGACUUCACAGUUAGAAGCACUUGGAGUACACAGAUCAAUACACAAAGCAGAUGAAGCUUCUUCAAGCAACUAUGUCCAACAGCAAAGAAAGUUGAGGCAAGCUUAUUCUUAUGUUGAAGACAACCAUGUUGUUGGAUUCGAUAAAGAUAUUGAGGAGUUGGUUGCCCUUUUGACUGAAAAAGAGAACCCUCAUAAGCAUAAGGUGAUCUCCGUAUGUGGGAUGGGUGGUUUGGGCAAAACUACUCUUACAAAAAAGGUCUAUCAGCAUCCUCAUGUCAGGACUCACUUUGAUUGUUAUGCUUGGGCCUCAAUAUCUCAGCAGUGUAAUACACGCCAAGUCUUGGAAGGAAUUUACAUUGCUUUCACUUCUCCCACCAAAGAAAGAAGAGAAGAGAUCAAAAACUUAAGUGAUGUUGAAUUAGCCAAGGAGCUUUACAACUUCCAGAAACAGAAAAAAUGUUUGGUGGUUCUUGAUGAUAUAUGGACCACAACAACAUGGGAUCUUCUAAAACAUGCAUUCCCUAUUACUACUCAAGGAGACACAUUACACAGCAAGAUCUUACUCACUACUCGGAAUAAGGUUGUAUCUUUCCAUGCAGAUCAACAUGGUUUCAUCCACGAACCUCAUUUGCUCAACGACAAGGAGAGUUGGGAGUUGUUUCAGAACAAGUACUCUUCUAUUGGAACAGAUCCAUCAAAUUCAAAUGAUGAUGAAAGAAGGAAGAAAGAAUUAGCGGUAGAGAUGCUUAAAAAGUGCUCUGGUCUGCCAUUAGCCAUCAUUGUGCUCGCUGGGCUUCUAUCUAAGAAACACACCAUACAUGACUGGGAGUUGAUGAAAGCAAAUGUAAUUCUCUGCAUAGGUCAAGGUGAUCAACAACAUGAUGUUGACUCAAAAUACCGUAGUGUUUCGGGGGUGUUAGGUUUGAGUUACAGCGAGUUACCACGUCACUUGAAGCCUUGUUUUUUGUACUUGGCUCGUUACGCUGAAGAUGUUCCCAUAAGAGCAAAAGAGUUAUGUCAUAUACUCAUAGCAGAAGGUUUUAUAUCGCGAAGAAGAGGUUCUGUGGAAACUUUGGAGGAUGUGGCAUAUGAUUGGUUAAAUGAGUUGGCGGAGAGGAGCAUGAUUCAGGUAAAACAAAUGAGUUCAACAGGGGAAAGGAUAAAAUCAUUUUGCAUUCAUGAUCUCAUGCGAGAUUUGUGCGCGUCUAAAGCUCAAGAAGAAAACUUUCUACAUUUUACUGAUCGGAGGAAUAAUAAAGGGGAAGAGCCAAUAGAAACAAAGGUACGAAGAGUUUCCAUCUAUGAUAAUGAAAGUACUGAUGGUAAUGAUUUUAUUCAUAUGGUUCAAAAUAUAGAUGGAACUCUUAGGUGCUUUUCUAUACAAGAUGGAACAAUUGUGUUGGAAAAAGGAGUAUUGAGACAUGUAUGCAAGCACUUUUUGAAGCUUAGAGUUUUGAUUAUUGGUCACCAGCCUCAUGAUUUCAGUUCUACUUUGAAGUUGCCUAAUGAAAUUGGAAUUUGAUCCAUCUAAGGUUAUUAAUCAUUCUUGGUUGCUUUAUUAAAAGUAUUCCAUCUUCUUUUGGGAAUUUAAGAUGCCUGCACACUUUGAGAGUAUGGACCAGGAGUGGUAAAAUACCAAGUUCAAUGAGCAAGUUGGAGCAGCUGAGGCAUCUGUAUUUUAUCACUCCAGUUGGUAUCGACAUGAAAUUUGGUAAAUUCUUGAGGUCAACUAAGUCAAUAAAUUUACAAACAUUGGUAGGUAUUGGUACCAAGGAUCUUCUACUGAGUGAUCUUCUACAGUUGGAGAGUCUCAAGAAAUUAGGAGUUA
Cannabis sativa is the source of this 2243-nucleotide messenger RNA. Its product is annotated as putative disease resistance protein At1g50180. Gene Ontology annotation, molecular function: ADP binding. Lineage: Eukaryota; Viridiplantae; Streptophyta; Magnoliopsida; Rosales; Cannabaceae. Gene Ontology annotation, biological process: defense response to other organism. The coding region runs from base 48 to 1937 and encodes 629 amino acids. The record is from RefSeq and is a predicted model, not a curated record. The transcript has 2 exons.